Molecule: messenger RNA, 6056 nt
Organism: Pomacea canaliculata
Lineage: Eukaryota; Metazoa; Mollusca; Gastropoda; Architaenioglossa; Ampullariidae
Product: centrosomal protein of 131 kDa-like
Exons: 22
Coding region: 294-3794 (1166 amino acids)
Biological process (GO): regulation of centrosome duplication; intraciliary transport involved in cilium assembly; cilium assembly
Cellular component (GO): centriolar satellite
Source: RefSeq, a predicted model, not a curated record
UGUAUUUGGUUCUUACAUCGCUGUCCGCUACAGUUAAUAUGUAGUCCUCGCAGUUAUAUUUAUGUACUCGGACACUAAAGACGCCAUAUGAACAUAUUACAGUUAUGCUGAUUUUUCUAUUAAGAAGUAAACAUUGUUUUCAGACAUGGCCUCAGGAGUAAAGUGACAUAUGCAGGGUGUGGGCACCACUUUAUAACUACAAAAACAAGACAUUUGCCAUUGAUUUUCCCAGAUUGCCUGACCACUGGGGCUUUAUAAUGAUGGCUGCCUAUUGUGUUUAAUAAAUACAUGAAAUGGCCCAUAAGAAAUCCAGUGAUGAUAUUGACCUAAGUCUGACAGGGUCACAAAUUUCUGCUAGAUCAUCAUCACGUCCUCUGUCAGCUGGCCAGAUGAAGAGGCCUAACUCUUUGGGAGACGUAAGGAAAACAAAGAUGGUAAUGGAAAGCAAAGGUUCAAGGAGGGAAGAAAGAGCACAAGCAGAGACUACAAAUGUUUCUUUGUCUCUUGCUCCCCAUCAAAGAAUUGCAAGUGCCUCUGCUACUGGAAAUGCUGCAAUGUUGGCACAUAAUGGCAGUUUGCAGAACGACUUCAUGGCAUUGUUUGAUAGUGCAACCAAGCCAAAGAUAAAACAACCAGCCAGUUCAGCAAGUUCUACCAGCCGAUCAAAGAAGUUAUCAUCUAAUGCUGUCAAAGUGCUUUGGCAAGAGAGCCCUCUGAAAAGUCAAAAAACAACGGUAUACCCACCAGAAUGUCAUGUUGGGGCAGCAGAAUCUGACAGGUCAGAAGGUCCUCACAACAUUUUUCGGCCAGAUGUGGCCAUGAGCAGCUCUGAAGAUGAUGACCUGGACAACAUUGAAGAAACCCUGUCACAGUCUAUCAACAAGCUUCAGAAUCUGCAGUCCCAACUCUCUGGCAUAAACAAGAACAAUUUUGCUGAUGAUGAACCAGUCUCUGGAGCAAGUAGUCAUAGAAGUUCUAGGACAACAGUUAAAGAUUCAUCCAGGGAAGUAACACCUAGAAAUGUACCAACCAGUGAGUCUAGGGAGUUUCGGUCAAACAGUCUGGCCAACAAUAUGACCUCUCAAGGCCAGAAUCAGCGAGCAAAAGCAUCAUUGUCAUCAUUUGAAAAGUCAUACCAAAAUAUCAAGCACAAGACUCCUGUCAACCAAGUGAAAAAGACUCCUGUGCUCUCAGCUUCUGCCACUCAGACUGUGGCUGAAGAGUACAUCAACAAGCUUAACCUAGCUGCCACCAAAAUUCAGAAUUGGUUUUUGCGUCACCGAACUCGUCGUCUAGCUGCAGAAGCUGCAGUGCAGCGACUUUUGCAGCAGAAGAGGGCUGAAAGGGAGGAUAUACUUAAGAUGUCAGUUGCUGCUGCUGUAGAUGAUACGCACAAAACUCAAGACAAGAAGCGCUUUAAGGAAGAAAAGGCAAGACAAGCUAGGCAGGAGGCUAUACAGGAGCUGCGUAGAAAACGAGAAGAGAAGAGAAAUGAGGUAAAAAGAAAAGCAGAAGAGGAAUUGCAGUUCUUACAGGCAAAUGGCAGGAUCACUAAGACUCCUGCCAAUUCCAACCUUGGAGCAAAAACAAAGAUCUCAGAGAGCAAAAAUGACACAGUGGCAAAACACAGUCACAACUCUUUCUCGGAGAAAACAACCCCUAGAGUUGCUGCAGUAGGUGCUGAAGCAGUUGUUGCUGCUGGAAAUGCAGAUCUCUGCCAGACAGACCUUCAGGCUGCAUUGCCAUUAGAAGAAUCAGACAGGGUUGCACCAGCUGAUGGAAAAGGUGAUCCAGGUACACUGGUUGCUACAAGAACAACACUUAGUGAUCUAUAUGAUACUCUCAGGAAAUUGGAAGAAGAAGAACAUUUCUUAACUCAGAGAUCAGAAAAGAGAACAUCAUUAUUAGAUAAGCUUGAGAAGGAUGAACAAGAAAGCAAAGGUUCUAACCUGACUGCAGAAAAUCUUGAGAAGCUCAAUGCUGCUAAAGAGCAGCUUUCAAAAAGUGGAUCCUUGACAGAUGAUAAACUCAAGAGCAUCAUGUCUUUUCUACAUGAGGUUCAAGUCUCAGACAGGCUGAGUGAAAUUGAUGCAGAAAUACACCGCAUGAAUGAGGAGCUUGAGAAGCCUGCCCUUCUGGUUCCAUCACCUGAUGAAAUACUUCAGAUGGAGAAAGCCCAGACAAUGGCAUCAGAGGUCACUAACACUGUUCUUUCACAGCGUCUGGAACUAGAAGAAAAAGGUCGUACAGUGUCCAUGUUACAGAAAGCCUUGAAUCAGCAGCGGGAGCUCACAGUUCGACAUGCCAAGGAGACAGAAAAAGAAAUGAAACGCAGAUUAGAUUUUCAGAAAGAAGAGUAUGAAGAAGCAGUCAAGCGUCAUCUGUCUUUCAUUGACCAACUGAUAGAUGACAAGAAGGUCCUGAGUGAAAAAUGUGAGCAGCUGGUAAAAGAGCUAAAGACAGUAGACCGCAAAUAUCAGGACAAGAUCAAAAGUGUGGAGGAGAGCCAUGCCAUCGAGAUCACCAAACUGAAAGAGAUUCAAGCUGCUGCAGAAAAACUGAGGAGGGAAAAAUGGAUUGAUGAAAAAACUAAAAAAAUAAAGGAAAUGACAGUCAAAGGGCUGGAGCCAGAAAUUCAGAGACUGAUAGCCAAACACAAGGCAGAAUUGAAGAAAGUGAAGCAUGUCCAUGAAGCAGAGCUACUGGAGGCUGAUGAAAGGGCAGCGCAGCGCUAUGUCAAGAUGACAGAAGAGCUGCGGGAUCAGCUGGCCAAAGAGAAAGAGGCUGCUUGUGCUCGCGAGAGAGAAAUUGCUAAAGAGAGGUAUGAAAAGCAGUUACAGCAGGAAGAAGAAGCAUUUCAGCAGCAACGAAGGCGCCUGUACAGUGAGGUACAGGAUGAGAAAGAUCGAAUAGCGACCAAUGCUUCACGCCAGAGGCAAGAACUGGACAGCCUGAGGCAUCAGCUGGAAGAUACCCAUCGACAAGCUCUCACUGCCAUGAAGGAAGAGUUUGAGAAGGCCAGAGAAGAACAGGAACGCAGGCACUUGGCAGAGGUGCGUGGUCUACAGGAGCGUUUACAGCUAGAGAAGGAGGCAUGGGAAGAGAACUAUAAGAAGAAACAUAGCACAUGGCUAGCACAGAAAGAACGUGAGUUGAAGGAACAAGCACAUCAUGAGCGAGACAAAGAGAUUGAACUUGUUAUAACUCGCCUUGAAGAAGAUGCCUGUGCAGCAAGGGAGGAAAUUGACAAAUCAUCAGAAGCCAAAAUCAGGCGCUUGAGAGAAAAGUUUGAAGCAGAGACAAGAGAGCUGGAGAACUCUGAAAGAAGAGCUGUGCAAAAGUACAAUGAGAUCAAGGCCAGAGCUACAGAAGUUGAAGGUGAAAAUGAGAGACUGAAAGUAAUCAUUAAACAAAAGGAUGAGGAAAUCAGAGAUACCAAAAAGGUGCUCCAUAAAAUGAGCGAAGAAAGAGGUCAUGUUUCUGACAUUAUCCGACAAGAGUUUGCAGACAGAAUUGUUGCAACUGAGGAAGAAAAUAAACGUAUCAAAAAUGAAAUUGCAGAGCUGCGAGCAAAACAUCGAAUUGAACUAGAUCGAGCCAAAGCUGAGAUUGAAGAGAUCAAGAAAGCCAAGGAUGAGGAAAUGGAGGAGGUCCACAAAAGAGUGAAGCAGGCCAUCGUGAAGAAGGAGGAGGUGGUGAGUCAGCUGCGGCAACAGUAUCAGGCAGCCUGUAAGCGUGCAGACCAUCUAGAGGGUCUCUUGGACCAGCAGCGCAAACAUCUUCUAAAGAAGUAGAAGUGGAUGUCUGAUGUUAGCCACAAUUCAUUGGCCAGAACUUUCCCUUGCAUACAGCCAUAGAUCCAAGCAGGGUACUAUGCAUAGAGACAAGUGUGUGCUGUGAAUAGCAUGUAUGUUGCAGCCAACGUUUUCUUAGUGGGAAAGUGUUUCCUUUGUAGGAUAUAAAUUGUACCCCCCCAAAAAUAGAAAAAAUAAGCUGGUAAGAGUGAGAGCAAGGGAAGCCAUUGAAAACUGCUGAAAAAAGUAAAGACCCAAUGAAAUUUGUAAUAGGGCUGAAAAUACAGGAAAAUGUAGAACAAGAUUGGAACAAGAAGGAAAACAAGUGGGUUGAAAGAGGAAAUGAGAAAGAAGUCUUACAUUUUGGAAAAUAAUGCAGCAAGUGAAAAUGAACAGGUCUAGAGUGAAAAGAGUCUGUCUUAAACAUUUCCAACAAUACAGAAAAAUUAAAAAAAAAAGGAAAACAAAUUUUUAUGACAUGGAUUUCUAUUUUGGAGGGGGGUCAUAUUUCACUUUCAGUUAUUUGGCGAGUAAAGGUAGUAAAAGCAAGGUACUAAGUGUUGUUACAAUGGGAAAAGUCUUGUGUAUAAUGUUAGGAACAAAAUUUUGUGGUUCAUACAUUCAGCUUAUCAGUAGGCAUAUUGACCUCAAUUUUUUUAAACUAUAACCAAUAUAACUAUGCUCAUGCCUAAAGUUUCAAAUGUGAACCAUCUCUCAUUCACAAGGAGGACUUGUUUAACCUCCUAUUUCAUGCUUGUAGCAUCUUGCCAGUCUGCAGUAGAUAUAAUAAUAUUGUUCAGCUGUCACCACUAGUGUCAGUGGUGUCUGUUGGAACUGGAUUGACAGUUUUAUGAGGAGGCAUAGUAACCUACAGUAAUAAGGUUUAAGGGGAAGUAUUUUGUUGAUUGCUCCCUAAAACUGUUCAUGCACACCAUCAUACUUUAUUUCUUUUUUCUUAAACUAAACAUAAUGAACAUCAUAUUCAAGGUUUUUAUGAAACUUUUGCAUGCAUUUGUGUGUUAUCUUUCAUGUGGAUGUAUUGUGUGUUCAUGUAUUGUGUUUGAAAAUGAGCAAUUGUGCUGUCACAAACGGUAUUAAUAAAAGAAAGGUGAGAUAGUGGGAAAUAAUUCUUUUUUUAACUGAAUUUAUUUAUUAGCAACAUUGUGAUACAUUAGUGACAAAUUAGUGUCUAGUCUGUAUCCUUUAAUUCUUGAUACUAUCUUGCUACAAAAUAUUUAUUAAAUUUAGUUUUAUGCACAUUGUUAGUAAAUGAAAUGGUCAUUUAACGUUUUUAUGAGUUCACAUACCUUACAAAGAAAUUGCAAUUGAAUUCUUUUAAAUUAUAUAUGCAUACAUAUUUUACUUAAACUGUCUCAACAAAGAUUUGGCUAGAUGGAGACUCUAUUAAGUGUCAUGAAAACUGCAUAUUGUGAUUUGUUGUGAAUGCUGUCCAUAUGGUCAAAAAUGGUUGUGAUUACAGAUUAUUUUGUCCAGCAUCAGAGUCUGUAGCCACAGACUAGUCAAAACAAUUUGCUGGAUGCUGACUAGUUCAUCUGCAGAGCUCCUGUCUCAACUUUAUUUAACUUUGGAAUCAUAGCCUCAAUGUGCUGGUCCAACCCACAGACUUUGCUCUCAGUUUUGCCUUUUAAAUUGUACAGGUAGCCUCGCAGUUUUAUCUUUAGAUUAUAAUAUGCAUGACUAUUUUAAUAUCUAAAUUUCAGAAGAUAUUCACAUUUAGAACGUGUUGAUUCAAAGCCACUCAAGCAUGACAUUUGUGAAAAAGAAAAAUUCAUAAAAUAGCUAUUUUCGUGGCAUUUGAAGUUGGUACUGAGGAUAAUGAAACAAGGUGAUGGUGUUUUUUUUAGACAGAACAUUUGUAUUUAAAACUAGAUGCAUUUUCUGCACUAAGAUUGCUGUACUUCUGAGCAGAAGUCAGCCCGUAUUUUUUUUCCUCGAGAUGUUGUUGAAGUUAACACAUGGUGAGUGACUCACAAGCUGUGAUUUACUGUCCAAUAUGACAGCGGAAGUGAUACAGAGCCAGCAUUAAUUUGCUUAUAGUAGACAUUGUAUGUCUCUUUUUUUUUUCUCUCCACAAUGGACACGAGAUGUCUGAAUAUAGAACAUCUUAGAUUCCUUUGACAUUAAAAGACCAUUAUAUUUUUUUCUUUAAGAGAACAUAGGAUUGCAAAUUUUUUAAAAAUAUAUUUUUCAAGAUGGCAUGCCACUGUAUCCCAAAAAUAUACAAAUACAUUUUGCUAAACA